UCCACCAUCCUGUGGCACUAGGCAUUCCCACGUCACAACAAGCAACUUCUUUCCUGACCUCCCAUCCCACUCCCUCCCUCACCACAAGCAGACACGAACUGCAAGCUCCGGCUAAAAAUGGGCACCACAGCUGCAGCAGUGAGCCCCCGGUUCUCCGCCACCAAAUCCCACCGGCACCAAAUUCUCUCCGCCUCUGUUCUCCAAUCCCCCAUCACUCGGCUUCCUCUAUCGGCGGCUCUCCGCCACUUCACUGAUCAGCUUUCAGUUGCUGGCAUUCAAAAAAGAAGAAACCUUCAGAAAAUUACGGCUGCUGUGGAGCAAGAGGAGGUGGAAGCUGAGACGGAGGGACCUCAGUCGCCGCAGCAGAAUGCCAAGCUUUCCGUUGGGAAUCUUCCCUAUGAUUGUGACAGGGAGCAGUUGGCCGGAGUUAUUCAAGAGAUUGCUAGUCCUGAGAUGAUUGAGGUGCUUUACGACAAAGAAAUAGGAAAGAGCAAAGGAAUUGCACUUGUUACCAUGAGUACCAUGCCUGAUUGUGAAUCAGUCAUCACCAAGCUUAAUGGAUUUCAAUACGAUGGUAGAGCACUAAGGGUUAAAUACUAUGAUAAAGCAAAGCCUAGAACACCUCUAUACCUUGAGAGCAAGUUCAAGCUCUUCGUAGGCAAUCUCUCAUGGUCAGUAACCUCUGAGGCUCUAAAGCAGGUGUUUAAGGACUACGGUAACUUGGUCAGUGCUCGUGUUAUUUAUGAUGGCGAGACUGGUCGAUCUCGUGGCUUCGGCUUUGUUUGCUUCUCCACCAAGGAAGAGAUGGAUGCUGCCAUGGAUUCCCUCAAUGGACUGGAGUUGGAAGGAAGGGCUUUGAGGAUAAGCUUAGCAUUGGGGAAGAAGAUUUAAUUCAUUUUGUGUUAUCUGCAUCAGCAAGCUGGAUUUUAUAGAAGGAUAAAAAAAGUUCAAAGAUGAUAAACUAGGUUUUGCAAUUAAGUUGGCUGGUUUGUGCACUGAUUGAAAUUUGGCUGGGCAAACAAGUCAAAUUUGAAUAUGCACUGUACAAAAUCAGAAACUAGGUCAUAUAAAAUAUAUUGAGAUAAAUAAUUCUUCUAGAAUUUAAGGCUGAAGAAAUAAAGUUUUUUUUU
Molecule: messenger RNA, 1130 nt
Organism: Phalaenopsis equestris
Lineage: Eukaryota; Viridiplantae; Streptophyta; Magnoliopsida; Asparagales; Orchidaceae
Product: 28 kDa ribonucleoprotein, chloroplastic-like
Exons: 4
Coding region: 118-891 (257 amino acids)
Cellular component (GO): cytosol
Molecular function (GO): mRNA binding
Source: RefSeq, a predicted model, not a curated record